GAACUGACUCACAAGUUGUCCUCUGACCUACAUGUGUCAUGGAUGCGAGAGUGCGCACACAAUCCUUGAAAUUUAAGUUGAGUGUAGUGGCACUGGCUUUUAAUCUCAGCACUCGAGAGGCAGAGGUAGGAAAAUCCAAGUUCCAGGCCAGCCUGGUCUGCAUAGCAAUUUCUAGAAUGAUUCGGUGUGUAUGGAGAGAAUCUGUUUCAAACAACAACAAAACAUUGUUUAAAGCCAGGGCAUGCUGGCACAUAGCCCUCAAUUCCAGCAGAGGCAAAUGAUCUCUAAAUUCAAGGCCAGCCUGGUCUACAGUGUGAAACUCUGUGUCAGGAAGCUUGGUCCCUAUUGCUCUUGCAGAGGAUUGGAGUUAGGUUCCCCUGUCUCAAAAAGGGAUCAGCUUGGUCACUAUUGCUCUUGUAGAGCAUCAGAGUUCGGUUCCCAUCAUCCACACAGCCUCAGUCUUCUGGGCGCCACAGGCACUCACGUGGUGCUCAUUCAUAAGAGCAGAACACGUACAAUAAGGCCCACGGCGGGAGGUUGGGGCGCGUCGGGAUCCAACCACAGGGCCAGGCCGGAAGUCGGGUUGAAUUCUGGUACAUCACCUCUGACCUCGGCGUUCAAACACUGCGAUUACAGUCCAGCCUACCCACUGAGCAUGCUCCGUCUUCCGGUCACGUGGCCUAGCAUGGCCGCCUCCAUGGCCCGCGGCGUGAGUGCCCGGGUCCUGUUGCGGGCCGCCGGGGGUUCCUGGGGUACCUGGGCUGGGCACGCGGCAUUGACGUCCAGGACUCUCGGGACGACAGGAGAGCGGCGCGCAGGCGAGGACGAGGCGGACGGCCCGGAGCUGCCCCGGGACGCGGUCAACGUGGUCUUCGUGGACCGCUCUGGUCGGCGGAUCCCCGUGAGGGGUAGAGUCGGGGACAAUGUUCUUCACCUGGCCCAGCGCCACGGGGUGGACCUGGAAGGGGCCUGCGAAGCCUCCCUGGCAUGUUCCACCUGCCAUGUGUAUGUGAGUGAGGCUCACCUGGAUCUCCUGCCUCCUCCUGAGGAGAGGGAGGACGACAUGUUGGACAUGGCCCCGCUGCUCCAGGAGAACUCGAGACUGGGCUGCCAGAUUGUGCUGACCCCUGAGCUGGAAGGAGUGGAGUUUGCUCUUCCCAAGGUCACCAGGAACUUCUACGUGGAUGGCCACGUCCCCAAGCCUCACUGAGAUGAGGCCACUGGACCAACCAGGGCCACUGAACUGAAAAGCCAUGCUUCCGGCCCCAGAGCACGGACUGGCAGGGAAAGAGAAGUUGGAAGCACAGUGUGAGACCAGAGCCGCUUCUGGGGACAGCCAUUGUCUGGGCCCUGAGGGGGAAUGGGUCUCCAUCUUGGGUGUGUCAGUCCACCAGGGAGAAUCGAACUAUAAAUUAGGGAUGGACUCAAACCAGAGCUGCAAUAAAAAGUCAUACACA
Molecule: messenger RNA, 1457 nt
Organism: Peromyscus eremicus (cactus mouse)
Lineage: Eukaryota; Metazoa; Chordata; Mammalia; Rodentia; Cricetidae
Gene: Fdx2
Product: ferredoxin 2
Exons: 5
Coding region: 242-1210 (322 amino acids)
Biological process (GO): positive regulation of oxidoreductase activity; P450-containing electron transport chain
Cellular component (GO): mitochondrion
Molecular function (GO): 2 iron, 2 sulfur cluster binding
Source: RefSeq, a predicted model, not a curated record